AUGAAAGAGCUUUCUUUCCGCCCCGGGUCGCCGCACUGAGAGCCGCCGCCAUGUCUGCGCAUCUGCAGUGGAUGGUCGUGCGGAACUGCUCCAGUUUCCUCAUCAAGAGGAACAAGCAGACCUACAGCACCGAGCCCAAUAACCUGAAGGCCCGCAACUCCUUCCGCUACAACGGGCUGAUUCACCGCAAGACCGUGGGCGUGGAGCCGGCGGCCGACGGCAAAGGCGUGGUGGUGGUCAUGAAGCGGAGAUCCGGCCAGCGGAAGCCUGCCACCUCCUACGUGCGGACCACCAUCAACAAGAAUGCUCGCGCCACGCUCAGCAGCAUCAGACACAUGAUACGCAAGAACAAGUACCGGCCCGACCUGCGCAUGGCAGCUAUCCGCAGGGCCAGCGCCAUCCUGCGCAGCCAGAAGCCUGUGAUGGUGAAGAGGAAGCGGACCCGCCCCACCAAGAGCUCCUGAGCCCCCUGCUCCCAAAGCAAUAAAGAGUCAGCUGGCCUUCUAAAAAAAAAAAAAAAAAAAAGAAAGAAAUCAAUGAAAGAGAGAGAGA
This is a messenger RNA of Callithrix jacchus (white-tufted-ear marmoset), 552 nucleotides long. Its product is annotated as large ribosomal subunit protein eL28. Gene Ontology annotation, biological process: translation. The record is from RefSeq and is a predicted model, not a curated record. Gene Ontology annotation, cellular component: ribosome. Gene Ontology annotation, molecular function: structural constituent of ribosome. Lineage: Eukaryota; Metazoa; Chordata; Mammalia; Primates; Cebidae.